Xyrauchen texanus (razorback sucker) is the source of this 1430-nucleotide messenger RNA. RefSeq names its product family with sequence similarity 167 member Aa (gene fam167aa). The coding region runs from base 518 to 1132 and encodes 204 amino acids. The record is from RefSeq and is a predicted model, not a curated record. The transcript has 3 exons. NCBI's taxonomy places the organism in Eukaryota, Metazoa, Chordata, Actinopteri, Cypriniformes, Catostomidae.
GCAAUCCUGAGGUCAACCAAUCAGAGCGUUCUCAUUAGCAUUAGCGAUGCGCAACGCGUCGUUCUGUAUGGACGGAAUCGUGACGUUGACUUCCCCGACUUCGUUUACGCGACGCAACACAGACGCUCUCUGACGCAUACGGCGUUGGACUAUCAGUGACUAAACGCACUUUUAAUAAGAUGCCUCAGAUGCAAAACGUAUUUGGACAUCAUCUAGAGAGCUUCAAUGGAAAACUUCAACAACUUGAAUCAUUGAAUCAAAGUGGGAAAAAUAUGAAAGAAAUAAAUUAGAAAUGUCUUCAAUUAUACAUUAUAACUAGCGUUUGUGAUCUGAAUGUUCUCUAAACCAGAAGAUCUUUGCAUAUCCAUUAAAACGUGCAUAUUGGAUGGACAUCUUUCAAGUUUUGGCACUAAUUCCGGAGCCAUACUGGUUUCUUGAAAAAUUUCCAGUGAUGUUGGAUUGCCAGAAGCGGUAAUCCCACUUUUCCCACUUUUCCAGUAAACGCUUUUUUGUAGAAAUGUCCAUGAAGCCAGUGACAAUGUCACAUGAAGCUGAAACCUUAAAAAAUGCAGAAAGCCUCGCUGCAUGUCAGGAUGACCACCUAUCCAGUUUGAAGGCUUUGACCGAGAAGCUCAAACUCGAGACCAAAAAGCCGUCUUACCUGGACUGGAGAGCACAGAUGGAAGCAAUGCUAGCACAGAGCCAUAAAGUCUCAGAGUCUUUACCGGUGCCUAGCGAAGCACAGGAACAAAGAAUCUCAGAUCCUCUUAAGCGGGCAAAGCCUUCGCUGAGCACUGGGGUGUCCCAUGGAGAGACGCCGAUGAGAUUUGAAAAUGUAGACCAAGCAUUGGAGUGGAUAAGGAAAGAGCUGACUGAGAUGCGUUUGCAGGACCAGCACCUCGCACGUCAACUAAUGCGUCUGCGCAGUGACAUUAACAAUUUGCGAAUUGUGCAGACGUGUAACCAACAUCGCAAGAUGCUGAACGAUGCUACGUUUGAGCUGGAGGAGAGAGAUGAUAUGUCUGAUUUGUGUGACGUCCCCGUGUCUCCUGGAUUAGGCCUCUCUACGCCGCUGAAGGUCAUCGGGGUCACCAAGAUGAACAUCAACACCAGGCGCUUCUCCCUGUGCUAGCGUGUGUAUAUGUGCUUAGCGUGCAGUGCAAGUGAAUGAUUGUGUGUUUUCAUAGAUUAUAAAAUGGAUUAGUAUAAUUUUGAAUGUAUGUUAGACAGGUGAUUAGAGGGGAGGGGCUGAAAAAUUAAGAGAACUUGGUGACGCCUGCAGAAAAGGAAAGUUAUUACAUUUUGUUGAAAGUUUUUUUUUAAAAGCCAAUGGCUUGCAUGGUGUUAGCUGAUUGAUCCUUUGACAAGUAAUCAGUGUUUUAAUGUUUCUAAAAACAUUGUAUAUAUAUAUAUAUAUAUAAACAUACAUA